Monodelphis domestica (gray short-tailed opossum) is the source of this 1728-nucleotide messenger RNA. RefSeq names its product TP53 induced glycolysis regulatory phosphatase (gene TIGAR). Lineage: Eukaryota; Metazoa; Chordata; Mammalia; Didelphimorphia; Didelphidae. Gene Ontology annotation, molecular function: fructose-2,6-bisphosphate 2-phosphatase activity. The record is from RefSeq and is a predicted model, not a curated record. Gene Ontology annotation, cellular component: cytosol. Gene Ontology annotation, biological process: negative regulation of glycolytic process; regulation of pentose-phosphate shunt.
UUGACCCGCGGCACCGGGUCUGCGCAGACGGAAGUCUGCGAGAGGCAACCGUGGCGGCGGAUCGGUCUCCCGCUGGAUCCUCGGAUUGUGACCCUAGCUGCUCCUGGUGGCCUCCCUCCCCAACCCCUUCCUGCCCUCACCCCGCAACCACGCGGAGAAUGGUUCAAUUCGCUUUAACUGUUGUCCGACAUGGAGAAACAAGAUAUAACAGAGAGAAAAUACUUCAAGGACAAGGAGUAGAUGAACCUCUUUCAGAGAUUGGUUUUAAACAAGCAGCUGCUGCUGGUGAAUUUCUUAGUAAUGUGAAGUUUACUCAUGUUUUCUCAAGUGAUCUCAUGCGCACAAAACAGACAACUGCCAGAAUUUUGGAGAAAAGCAGAUUCUGUAAAGAAGCAACAGUAAAAUAUGACAGGAGACUUCGGGAAAGGAAAUAUGGGAUUGCAGAAGGCAAACCUCUGGGUGAGUUAAGGGCAUUGGCCAAAGCAGCUGGGGAACAGUGCCCCAAUUUCACACCUUCUGGAGGAGAAACAUUAGAUCAGGUGAAGUUACGUGCACAGAGCUUUUUUGAAUUUCUUUGUCAACUUGUCUUGGAUGAAGCUGGUCAAAAAGAACUGCCCACAUCAGGAAUAAAAGACAGUGGCCUGGAGGCCUUUCAAACAUCUCCUUUAGGAAGCAACUAUGGUCUUGAUCGUAAUUCAGAUAGUGUUGCCCAAACGUUAGAUGCUAAUAUAUUGGUGGUGAGCCAUGGAGCUUACAUGAGAAACAUGUUUACUUAUUUUGUGGUUGAUCUAGAGUGUACUUUACCAGCAGGUUUAAGCAGAUCUGAACUCAAUUCAGUCAGCCCCAAUACAGGGAUCAGUCACUUUAUAAUAAAUGUAGAAGAAGGAGCUAAAGGGAUUAACUCAACCAUAAAGUGCAUUUGUAUUAAUCUGCAUGAUCACCUAGCCAAAGUGACAGGAAGUACCUAAGCCCAAAUAAAUCAUCACUAGGACAUGAAUAUUUUUGUGUCACUGAAGGAGCGCCUUGCUUCCAAUAGUUAUGAUUCCAAAUGCUUGAAAAAGCUUUCAGAAAUAGGUUAUAAUGGAUAUGGAAAGCAGUAACCGAAAAACACUAAGUAAAACCCAGGGGGUGAGUUUUUAGUUCAGCUACUGGAAUUUUCCAAAAGAAAUGCUACUGUUUUCUUGCCAGGUUUUGACUUUGAAUAGAAAUGGAAAUGUCCUUGUUGAAGAAAUCCAGUGUUGUCAAAUGAAGUGUUACAACUUUGAAAUAUAAUUUAUUAUCACGGUAUUUCAUGUAUUCCUUUCUUGUGCUAAACAUUAGCACUGACAAUGGUUAUUUUUUAAUAACACCACCACAAUUUAUCAAAGAAUUGCUUAUGCAGAAGGACAUUUUUUCCUUUUUAACCAAUUAUGUCUAGAUUUUGUGUGUCUAGAUUUUGCAGCUAAUUUAUCAAAUCAUGUUUUUUGUUUUGUUCUACUUUUUUAUGUUAUUUGUUUUUUAUGGUCACAAAAUAAAUAUAGCCUAUGUGAUUGGUUUUUGGUGAGCAUCACACUGUAUAUUUCACUACUAAUUUUUAAUGUUUGGGGAAAAGGAACUAUUUAUUAUGGAAUGUUGUCUCUUAGUUUAGAAUGCCUCUAUGUUGAAGAAAUCUACUUUCUGAAUAAAACAUUUAUCAACAUGAUGAGUUCAUAAAAAAUAAAAUAACAUUACUAUUUCUUGUGGAGAAAA